Molecule: messenger RNA, 2312 nt
Organism: Eleginops maclovinus (Patagonian blennie)
Lineage: Eukaryota; Metazoa; Chordata; Actinopteri; Perciformes; Eleginopidae
Gene: pitx2
Product: paired-like homeodomain 2
Exons: 3
Coding region: 279-1292 (337 amino acids)
Biological process (GO): anatomical structure morphogenesis; regulation of transcription by RNA polymerase II
Cellular component (GO): nucleus
Molecular function (GO): RNA polymerase II cis-regulatory region sequence-specific DNA binding; DNA-binding transcription factor activity, RNA polymerase II-specific
Source: RefSeq, a predicted model, not a curated record
UGGAUCUAAUAUCACCUACCUGUCCUUGUCACUCUGAUAGUCAGCCGAGGUAGCCGCUGUUUACUGCCGGUGCUAGUAUGGCAACAUUCAAUGGCCUAUUUUAAAGCAUUUUCCAGUUUUAACAGAAAGAAGAUUUUAUCUCAACCGCAAGAGGGACUGUUCUGGUGCGCGUUUUUUUGGAGAAGUGAACACAUUCUGCAGACGGACUUUCCGCGUAUUCUUGCUGUAUUAAAGGGACUUACUCUGCUUUUGACAGCCAGUUUUGCGAUCUUCCGCCGAUGAACUCUAUGAGGGAUCCUUUAAACAUAGACCAUCACCAACUCACAGGGAAUAAACUUGCCUCCACGCACCACACGGCUCUGGCGAUGGCCUCUACUUUACAGCCGCUGCAGCGGUCUGUGGACUCUAAACACCGGUUAGAGGUGCAGACAGUGUCGGACACGUCCAGUCCGGAGUCUGUCGGUAAGAACCGCUUGGGGGGGGCAGAUGUUUGCAGCAAGGCGCCGCAGAUGUCAUCUCGAUAUCAAACAAAAGAAAAAGAAAAGAACCAAAAUAAAAACGACGACUCUUCAGAUGACCCUUCGAAAAAGAAGCGGCAGCGGCGGCAGAGGACUCACUUCACCAGCCAGCAGCUGCAGGAGCUCGAGGCCACUUUCCAGCGGAAUCGCUACCCGGACAUGAGCACGAGGGAGGAGAUAGCCGUGUGGACCAACCUCACAGAGGCCCGGGUCAGGGUUUGGUUCAAGAACCGGCGAGCCAAGUGGAGGAAACGGGAAAGAAACCAACAAGCCGAGCUCUGCAAAAACGGCUUCGGCCCGCAGUUCAAUGGACUCAUGCAGCCCUACGAAGACAUGUACCCGAGCUACACGUACAACAACUGGGCCGCCAAGGGUCUCACGUCGGCGUCUUUAUCUACCAAAAGCUUCCCCUUCUUCAACUCCAUGAAUGUCAACCCCUUAUCCUCGCAGACCAUGUUCUCGCCGCCAAACUCCAUAUCCUCCAUGACUUCCAGCAUGGUGCCAUCGUCGGUGACCGGGGUGCCGGGCUCCAGCCUCAACAGCCUGAAUAACUUGAACAACCUCAGUAACCCGUCCCUCAACUCGGGGGUGCCCACCUCGGCGUGCCCCUACGCACCUCCGACCCCCCCUUAUGUGUACAGGGACACUUGUAACUCCAGCCUGGCCAGCCUGAGACUGAAAGCCAAGCAGCACUCGAGUUUUGGAUACGCCAGUGUGCAGAAUCCGGCCGCUAAUCUGAGCGCUUGCCAGUACGCCGUGGACAGACCAGUCUAAUACCUACCUGCACUGCAAAAAAAGACCCCCUUAGCAAGUCAUUAUAGGUGUAGUGACGCUUAAAGUGUUGUUUUUCUCUAAAGGGAGUCUGGCAGUGAGAUAAUUGUACUUUUUUCACGUGUUUCAGGAAAUUUCUUGAUUUUUUCUUGUCGGAUUGUGACUUGCAUUAUUCUCACUUUUUCCAUCAAGAUGUUGCCACUUGUUUCUUGAACAUCCCCACACCUCUUAAAGAAACAAGUGAGGUUAUUCCAUCCGUUUAUGUUUUGGGGAAAGCAUUUGAUUUUGAGGGUGAUUACAAGACCUAUUUGUUUGUAAUGGUGGUCAUUUUUUGCAGUGUGUGGGUAAUCACAAACAGGCGGCCACAGGAACAAGAGACUACUACAACUACUUUUUCAUUUUUCAAAAAAGGGCACUAGAAGACUGAACCACUGAAACGAGUUAAACUCCAGGUCGGAGUCAAAACUGAAACGGGAGAUUUUAGGUUUAAUCCCCUUUGAUGAGUCCAGGCCUGCUUCAAACUGCACCACAGUAAACAUACGGCCUGUCUUAUUCUUCAUAGCUCGUCAUGAGCGUUUUUUUUCUGGUGGAUUUUGGACGUUUAUUGUUGACUGAAAAGGUUGUAUAUAUAUUUGAAUUAUCAUCUCCUGUUUGUCGAGGCGAAUGCGCUAUAACCCUCCAGUCCUCUCCAGGUUCAAUUUAUCAACGCAUGUGGAAAAAAAACACCUAAAAAGGAAUUAUGUUUUGCUUGCAAACAAAAAGGGAAUGUACAUACUAAAACGCACCAGUUGUGUGUUUCUAACAUAUUAUAAAUUUAUUAUUAAUGUCUGUGUGAAUAUCGACUUAGAAUAGCAAUUCUGGAUUUAAAAAAAAAAGAAGCAUCAAAAAUGUUCCUGCGACAAAUUAUUUGGUUUUUUGCUCUGUGUAUACUAUUUGGUACGGAAUUAUGUUUUUGUUUUUUUUUCAACAUCCAAAAAAACUAUUGUGUUUUAUUUAAUGGAAGUAAAUAUAUUGUUCAAAAAC